AUGUCCAGAUAUGGCGUUCCGGCUCACCUUAGCAGUUUGAAGCAAGCCGUAUUUAACCAUUUAAAGACAGAAGUACAUACUCAACUUUGGUUAACUGGGCCAAAGGGGCGCGGAAAAAGUAGAUUAAUCAACGCGAUACUUUCUGAGUUUGAAGUAAAGGAUGAAAUCAACCAUUUUUCUUCCUAUGUUGAUUUUGGAAACAUUUUUAACCAAAAUUGUCAAACACUAAUCACUAGGUUUGCUGAUGCACUUAUAUCAUCUGUAAAAUAUCCAAAAGGCUACGAUGAUGAAACACUGAAAAAAUUAUUUGAUGACGUUCUAAACGAGAUAUCUUCAUCAAAUUUUCAUGUUAAGAUAUUUUUAAAGAGUAUAGAUUAUGAUAAAGUGGAUGAUUUAGAUGGUGAGAAGCCUUCAGAGAGGAUAAAUUUUUCAAAAUUAUUGAAAGUAUAUGAGGAAGUUAUCAAGAUAAAUCCCGGCGCAUUCGGAUUUUCUAACUCUCCAAAUAUUCCCACUUGUUGGAAGUGUCUUUAUAUUCUAAAUGCGGUUGGUACACUUGCGGAAAUAAAAGAAAUUGAAGAAUCUAAUAAUAUAAAUCUGAGCACAAGCGUAACUGGAAAAUGGGUCACAGUAUAUUUGUUGAAGGCUAUAAGGGCUAUUUACGAGCUAGAUCAAAAAAAAUGGGUUCUAAGCCUAGAUGGGAUAGAAUCCCUAAUGUCAACAUUGUUAAAAGAUAGAGGGAGCGACAUAUACCAUAGGCUUCCCGAAAAUUUUGCAAAUAUCUUCGAUAGUAAUCAAUUCGUCUAUCUAGAGGUUCCAGAAAUUCCAGUUGACAUAGCAAUGGCCAUUCUGACAAAAGAAUUCUCCUGUGAUAUAACCAAUAAUAGAGCUCUGUUAAAACUUUCUGGGGGGAACUAUCAUUUAUUAAACAAGUGUAUUGAAAACUAUCGUGAUUUCAAAAGUAAUGUAUCUCUGGAUACCAUUAAAAAGAUACUUUCUGGGUCAAAGAACGAAGUUGACGAUGAAUUCUUCCCGGUGAAUAAGCCUAAAGAAUUGCAAGAAAACUAUUUAAGUACUGAACAUGGCAAAUUCUUUAUUAAAAAUUUGUACAAUGCCUGUCUGAGUGAAGAUAUUAUCAAAUUUGAAAACUCAAUGAACAAUUUUUUAAGUUCCUUGACAAUGGAAGAGCUAAAGAUUAAACUUAACAAUCGAGUGUUUGAAACAAUUAGGUAUCUCCUGAAAAAAAGAAAAUUGCAAAUUAGAAAAUCUUGUAUAAUUGAAAACAAAAUCAUAUUGGCACUGAUAUCUUCAAACAUUUUGCACUAUCAAAUGAGCUCAAAUGUCGUUGAAUUUCAGAAUUUGAUGGUAGAACGAUUGUUAGACUCUUAUAUGAAUUCAGAAUUUGGUUUGUUGACUAGUUUAAUAUAA
Theileria equi strain WA is the source of this 1425-nucleotide messenger RNA. RefSeq lists its product as hypothetical. The coding region runs from base 1 to 1425 and encodes 474 amino acids. The transcript has 13 exons. The record is from RefSeq and is a predicted model, not a curated record. Lineage: Eukaryota; Apicomplexa; Aconoidasida; Piroplasmida; Theileriidae.